Besnoitia besnoiti is the source of this 1281-nucleotide messenger RNA. RefSeq names its product putative microtubule-associated protein RP/EB family. Gene Ontology annotation, cellular component: microtubule plus-end; microtubule organizing center; cytoplasmic microtubule. Gene Ontology annotation, molecular function: microtubule plus-end binding. Lineage: Eukaryota; Apicomplexa; Conoidasida; Eucoccidiorida; Sarcocystidae. The coding region runs from base 1 to 1281 and encodes 426 amino acids. The transcript has 3 exons. The record is from RefSeq and is a predicted model, not a curated record. Gene Ontology annotation, biological process: regulation of microtubule polymerization or depolymerization; spindle assembly; protein localization to microtubule plus-end.
AUGGCGCUCACGCACGCGAGCUCGGGGUCAUUUCGCGAUGUCGACCCCAGCAGUGUGGGAAUGAUGGAGGGGGCGUUUUUCGUCUCCCGCACUGAGCUCUUGGACUGGGUUAACACAACGUUCAACCUCUCGCUGACGAAAAUCGAGCAAGGCGCCUCGGGCGCCGUCUACUUGCAGAUCGUCGACGGGCUCUUUGGAGGCGGCGCCAAAGUGCCGAUGGCAAAGGUGAAGUGGAAUUGCAAGUUCGACUACGAGUUCAUCCAGAACUACAAGCUGCUGCAGUCCGUGUUCAACAAACAAGGAAUCAAGAAGCACAUCGAAGUUGACAAGCUGAUCAAGGGAAAAUACCAAGACAACCUCGAAUUCCUCCAGUGGCUGAAGGCCUUCUACGAUCGCCAAGCUGCACAGUUCCGCUCGUCAGACAAGCCCUACAACGCCUUUGAACGCCGCAAGCUCUCCGGCACUACGUUCCCCGAAUGGGCGCAGCCGCAGGCAUCUGCGGCCAGCGGGGCGCUUUCGGGCGCGAAGGAGACAGUCCCCUCGGCGCAGGGCUCUUCUGUAUCGUCCUCCUGUUCUUCCCCGUCGCCGGUGCUGCUCGCGUCGCUCGCGACGAGUCACACACCGCAGAGCUUCCCCGCCGAGAAGCGGAGAGCGGGUGCCUCCUCAUCGGCCUCUGCAUCGCGGCAGAGUUCGACUCCGAGCAAGACGAGCGGCCGGUUGGCGUCGGCGUCCGCCGGCGACCUCCCCGCGUCUGAAGAGGCGGCGGCCUCGCUGGGCUUCAGCGGACGGUGCGCCUCGACGUCGAGCCGCGCGCCUGGAGCCUCCCGCGAACUGGAGGCGGAGAUAGCGCGGCUCCGCAGUCGACUGGAGAGCCUGGAGACAGAGGCUGACCAGGCGCGCCUCGAGCGCGACUUCUACUUCCAGAAGCUCCGGCGUAUCGAGCUCAUGUGCUGCAGUUCGUCGGGCGUCGAGGCGCUGAGCGUGAAGGACGUGCUCGCGGUGCUUUACGCGACAGAUGAAGACAUUGACGAAGAAGGCGACGCACGCGAAGACGCCUUCGAGGAAGCGCUGGACGCGCGCGACGAGGUCGAGGACGACAAACGCCGACGCGGCGCGCCCAGCGACGAUGCGCGCAUAAAGGCCCGGAAGCACGCGGCGGCGCACACGAGGGACUGCGACAGAUCGACUGCCGCGUCGCCUGCGCUGCGGGAAGAAGACAGCGAAGGGGAUCUGAGCGCGCGACUCCGCAGCGUCGAGGCGCUCGCGCCGAUGUUCCAGUGA